Molecule: messenger RNA, 1009 nt
Organism: Frankliniella occidentalis (western flower thrips)
Lineage: Eukaryota; Metazoa; Arthropoda; Insecta; Thysanoptera; Thripidae
Product: NADH-cytochrome b5 reductase-like
Exons: 1
Coding region: 1-960 (319 amino acids)
Molecular function (GO): oxidoreductase activity
Source: RefSeq, a predicted model, not a curated record
AUGUCUCAAAUGGACUUGCCAGAAAAGCCAGAGAGGCCCCUUCCUUCAGAUUGUUGUAAUAGUGGGUGCACUCCAUGUAUACUUGAUGUUUAUGAAGAUCUUGUGAAGCAGUGGCAAGAAAAGUGUGAGCUCAUAAAAUCUGGUGUGUCUGUCUCUGAAGAGGAAACUUUAGAGCAUCCUCCAAUUUUAUCACAGACAAGAUAUGCAACAUUUAAAGUUGUCUCAAUAAAACCUGUGACAGAUGACACACAUUUAUAUUCUUUACAAGCUGUAGAAAAAGUAGCUUCAGAAACUAUUUAUAAAGACCUGAAGUUUAAAUUGGACUUCCAGCCCUCUCAAUAUUUUGUGUUGCAAGCCAGGGAUGGUGAAAAGCAUUUUACCAGGGCUUAUACUCCAAUAUCUGAUUGUAAACUUUCCCUUAAAGGAUGCUUUGAUGUAGUAAUUAAGAUUUAUCCUGAUGGCAAAAUGUCAAAGUACUUAAAAAAUUUAUUACUUGGUGACAUUACUUAUUGGCGUGGGCCUUAUGGUGGAUUUAGUUAUAAACCAAAUACUUUUAACAAGCUGCUCAUGCUGUGUGCUGGUACUGGUAUAGCGCCUUUGUAUUCACUUGCUCAGAGUAUUGUAAGCAAUGAAAUAGAUGAGACAAUCAUUAGGAUGUUAUACUGCUGUAAAGAUGUCAGUUCCAUAAUUUUGAGAAAUGAAAUUCAUUCUCUUUGUUCAUUUUGGAAUUUUAGUGCAGAUAUUUAUGUACCUUACAGUAAAGCAUCAGAAUUUAAAUCAUUAUAUGGAGAGACUUUAAAGACUGUACGUUUAAGCCAGAAUGAAAUUGCGGUGGAGUUAAAUCAGAAGACUCUUCGGGAGACAAUGAUUUUUAUUUGUGGAAAUACCCAGUUCUGUCAAGACAUGGAUAUGUUUGUCAAAAACUGUAAUGCAGACCCCAAGCAAAUUCACAUAUUUUAAACAGUAAAUAUGAUUUUUCAUGUAGCCAUUAAAACGUAUGAUCUGUAAA